AUGAAAUGCAAAGAAGAAAAAGCAUACCAACAGUUCGUAGAAGAAUUGAAGAAAGAGUUCCCACUAUUUCGAAAAUACACUGAUGAUUUUUUUUAUAGUAAAAAAAAGGAAAAACCACAAAGGGGAAAAGAAGUCUUAAAUUUCUCUUCUCAAAAUGGGAAAGUCCCAAAUGACACAAAGGAUGUAUGCAACUCCUUGGUAGCAGAAAUGGAAACCUCUUUCAAUUUGUUGGAACAAAAAAACAGAAUCAGUUGUAUAUGUAAAUUAUUUUUAAAUAACUACAGCCCAUUCACGAAUGGGUAUUAUGAUUAUAUUGACGCCAAUUAUGUGAGUUCCUCUUCUGUCCAGGCGGCUAUGGAGAGGUACACUGCAGGGAGAGAAUCCCAGGGUGAACAUUCAGAUGCGGAGGGGCAUAUCAGUGAAUUCAAUGCGGUCAGUGCAGUCACACCACCCAGCGUAAUCGCCAGGAGACCCCAUAAACGGGAAAGCGUUGGGGAUACGGGGAAUGCACUUGGGUGGGACAACGGCUGGGCUAGCGAUAGUGCAGGUGACAAUGUGAUUGGCAGUGUGGGUAGUGAUAUUAUUUGCAGUGUUCGGGGCGAUGCGAGUGCUGCUGAGAGUAGUAGGCCUCGUAGUAGCCCUCAUAGUAGUACUCGUAGUAAGGCACGUAGCAGCCCGCGUAUAACCCCAAGUGACAAACGCAGCCGAAUCGGGAAGAGAAGCAGAAAGUCCUACGAAACGAGCGCAAAGAUGAUCGGGAAGAGCCCCCACAGAGGGAGGUACUCGGACAGGGGUGUUAAUGCGAAAAGAGCGAAGAUUUUGGAGGGCGUCUUAAGGGGGGACCCUAAAAACGGAGAAAUUAGCGACGUUAGCGAAGUUAGCGGUGAAACAAGUAGAUGCGGUAGAAGCCAUUCCAGUGGCAGCAAGCACUCCAACGGGAGCAGCCAUUCCAGUGCAAACGGACACCAGAAGCAUUGCGUCCUAGACGAAUUGGACAAUAAGGAUCACCUUGGCUUUUGUGAUAUUUCCUUCGUCCCCUUUGCGGAUGAGGCAUUUUACAUAAACUACGGAUGUAUGAGCACCAGCCGACGCGCCCACAGCGCAGGCAGCGUGUUUGUGAUUGACGACAUCGAGGGGGGACGUGAAAAAAAGGAAAUGGCAACAUGUAAAAGACGAAUAAUAUUCGGAAGGGAAGGAAAGAAAGAAUUUUUGCACAACAUAAAUUCAGAUUCGAUUGUGAAGGGAUGGAUUUAUAAGGCCGAUUCAGAGCACAAGUUCUUUCACGUUAGACUUUUUUCGGUGAGGAAUGACCCAGAUGGGAGGAGCGGCAGCAGGUCCACUGACGUAACGGAAAAUUCACAAACUGUCACUUGUGGCAGCGGUCCAAGCGGGUCGAGCGGAUCAAACUACCCCUGCGACCACCACGUGUAUGCCUGCCUGCCCUUCCAAUUUAUCAGUAAGUUCCAAUUUGUGGACAGCCUGGACAUGCAGGGCCUCCGCCUGGAAGAAAACCUUAACAAGUUCGUAGGCAUGAAUAUACAAGCGAGAAUAUUCGACGAUAGAGAAUACAUUCGCUCUCAUUUUGAAGACCUGAUUGGGAGGUACCAGUUUCACUUCUUCCUAACACUGGAGCAGAAGGGGCAUGACGAUCACAUAAAAAAUGACAAACUUGGUUUCCUGUCGACCGAGAUAAGUGAAAACAGUUUAAUAGGCCAGAAACAAUUGGAAAAAAAAGUCCCCAGUGAGGUAGACAGUCUGUUGUUAAGCCGCCUUGAUGUCCUCCUAUUUUCCUGCAAAAGAUUUAUGAGCAAAGAAAAUGUAAAGUACAAAGAAAAAUAUCUGUUCCUAAAUCUUCCCCAUUUGUCAUCCCUAAUUGAGUUCAACUUUAGAAAUAAUUUUGUCCAAACGCACAUUGGAAAUAUCACGACAAGGAAGCAGAAUUUAAUUUGGUCUGAGCAGAAAUUUAUGGAAGCCUUAGAAAUUUACAAAAAAAAUAGUAACUACUACAGCUUUUUAAAACAUUAUUUCACCUUCGAUUCGGGGUCGAGUACAUGCAGGUACAACUACCUGAGUGGGCAGGACAAAUUUGAGGCAACAAAUAAUGCGCACACCGCUCCUACCAAAGUAGGUACGAAUAAACAUGUAGAAGAAAAGGAACACAAUGGAGCUAACCCAAAACAGGGGAACUACAUUUUAGAGAAAAAAAAGGAAAAAAUAAUCCCACCGGGGAAUUCUAGUAACCUCAAAAUGGAAGGGAAUAAAAGUGCAAAACGGUAUGAAGAUUAUUGGUUCUCACUAAGCGAUAGGGAAAAACAUAUUGUGGAUAAGAUCCCCUUUUUAAAUUCUAGUGUGUACAAAACGAAGUGGAUAUAUGAUUUUUUUAACUGCAUUAAGUUAACCAUUAAUCUAAAUAAUCACCACCUUUGGGGGAACUUCCUUCUCAGCUUGGUACUGCUAGAGCUGAGCUGCUACACGGAAUCCUUCCUUUUCCUCUUCAGGAUUUUUAAAAUAAAAAAAAUGUUUUUGGAAAGUUACAAAUUGAAAAAUAUUAUCUGCACAGUCUUCAUAAGACGAUUAAAAAAAUACAUCGCAAAGGAACAUCUAUGGAAGGUCAUCGUAAAUUACAGAGAAUACGACUUGUUCAGCAUGAGAGAGGACAACUGUGACGAGUACUGCAGGAAUAUAUUUGAGCGAAAUUUAAGUCUGUUGUGCGCUUUGGAAAAGGGGUAG
Messenger RNA from Plasmodium coatneyi, 2730 nucleotides. RefSeq lists its product as uncharacterized. The coding region runs from base 1 to 2730 and encodes 909 amino acids. Lineage: Eukaryota; Apicomplexa; Aconoidasida; Haemosporida; Plasmodiidae. The record is from RefSeq and is a predicted model, not a curated record. The transcript has a single exon.